CUUCUCCGGCGAAUUUCGAUUUCUGUUUUCCGAUCUGAUUACACAGAACCGCAUCGAACCUUCCAGAAAAAAACGAUGUUUAACGGAUUAAUGGAUCCUGAGAUGAUCCGUCUUGCUCAAGAUCAGAUGAGUCGUAUGACUCCUGCUGAUUUCGCUAGGAUCCAACAACAGAUGAUGUCAAAUCCAGAUUUGAUGAAUAUGGCAACAGAGAGUAUGAAGAACAUGAGGCCUGAAGAUUUGAAACAAGCUGCUGAACAGCUUAAGCAUACACGGCCUGAAGAUAUGGCUGAGAUUAGCGAGAAGAUGGCGAAAGCUUCCCCUGAAGAUAUUGCAGCUAUGCGUGCUCAUGCUGAUGCUCAGUUUACUUAUCAGAUCAAUGCAGCUCAGAUGCUUAAAAAACAGGGAAACGAGCUUCAUAGCCGAGGAAAUUUCAGUGAUGCUGCAGAGAAAUAUUUGCGUGCGAAGAAUAAUCUGAAAGACAUUCCAUCUUCGAAAGGUGGAGCACUUUUGUUGGCUUGUUCUCUCAAUCUAAUGUCUUGUUAUUUGAAGACGAAUCAGCAUGAAGAGUGCGUAAAGGAAGGUUCUGAGGUUUUGGCAUCCGAUGCAAGGAAUGUCAAAGCCCUAUACAGAAGGGGUCAAGCUUACAGAGAUCUAGGCUUGUUUGAAGAUGCCGUCUCUGAUCUAAGCAAGGCCCAUGAAGUUUCCCCAGAAGAUGAGACAAUUGCCGAUGUGCUAAGAGAUGUUAAGGAAAGAUUGGCUGUCGAGGGACCUGGCAAGGCAUCAAGAGGUGUGGUGAUUGAAGACAUAACUGAAGAAAAUAAUGUUACUUCCGGAGGGAAUAAAAAAUCGUCUAAAGAGGUUACUGGGACACAACGAGAAAGAAAUGUUAAUGGUCAUGCUCAGGGCGUAAAGACUGAUGUUGAUGGAUUGCAGGCUCUCAAAGAUAAUCCAGAAGCAAUCAGAACUUUCCAGAACUUCAUUUCAAAAACUGAUCCCGAUACACUUGCUGCUCUGAGCGGAGGCAAAGCUGGAGACAUGUCACCGGACAUGUUCAAAACUGCGUCGAGUAUGAUAGGCAAAAUGUCACCUGAAGAGAUUCAAAAAAUGGUUCAAACAGCCUCUUCGUUUAAAGGAGAUAACCCUUUCGCCCCAACUGCGCCAUCUACAGAAAACGGUUUUACACCCACACCUGACAUGCUUAAACUUGCAUCUGAUAUGAUGAGUAAGAUGUCACCAGAAGAGCGUGAGAGGAUGUUUAACAUGGCAUCGUCUUUGAAAGCAAACGCUCCAGCUUCAACAUCAUACGGCAAUGCAGAAGCAUCUGAACCACGGGAAAGUUUAGGAGCGAGUGGGAGUUCUUUGGGAAAUUCCUUUGUGGCUCCAAGAAGCGGUUUCGAACCAAGCAUCCCUUCUGCUCCACCUGCUGAUUUGCAGGAACAGAUGAGAAACCAAAUGAAAGAUCCAGCGAUGCGACAGAUGUUCACAUCUAUGAUAAAGAACAUGAACCCAGAGAUGAUGGCUAGCAUGAGCGAACAAUUCGGGAUGAAGCUUUCUCAAGAAGAUGCUGCAAAAGCUCAGCAAGCCAUGGCUUCUCUUUCUCCCGACGCCUUGGAGAAAAUGAUGCGAUGGGCGGAUCGGGCUCAAACCGGGAUGGAGAAAGCGAAGAAAGCAAAGAAGUGGCUACUCGGAAAAGGCGGAUUGAUCUUUGCAAUAUUAAUGCUCGUCUACGACCUUAAGGCCAACAGACGAAACAUAGCGGUGACCGAAGCAAACAAGAAAGAGUUUGUAGACCUCAAGGCAGUCAACAUAAUGACAAUUGCUAUUGAGAAGCAACUCAACGAAUUCGUUAAAGGCUUUCAUGAUUUGGUACCUCAAGAAGUCAUAUCAAUCUUAAGCUACGAAGAUCUCAAACUGCUUACGAGUGGAAUGCCUCAUACUGAUCUCAUCUUCCGAUUCAUCGCGAUUUCCAUGGAGGGAGCGGGAGAUACGACGACGUCGGAGGGGCAUUUGACUUCGGCAGCAGCUUUUGUUGAAGGGGGAAUUCAAGAUGCUUGUGAUGAUGCUUGUAGCAUUUGUCUUGAAUCCUUCUGCGAAAGCGAUCCAUCCACUUUGACUAGUUGCAAGCAUGAGUAUCAUCUUCAAUGCAUUCUUGAAUGGUGUCAAAGGAGCUCACAGUGCCCAAUGUGUUGGCAAUCAAUUAGUCUCAAAGACCCCACAAGUCAGGAGUUGCUUGAGGCUGUUGAACAGGAGAGGAACUUCCGCUUCAAUCCAUCUAGAAAUGCCACCAUAUUUCGUCACCCCACUCUUGGUGAUUUUGAAUUACAACAUCUGCCAGUGGGGGUUGAUAAUGCAGAGAUUGAAGAACGAAUCAUUCAGCACUUGGCUGCUGCUGCUGCUAUGGGACGAGCAAGACAUGGGGUAAGAAGGGAAGGCCACAGAAGCAGGUCGUCAAGUCAAGGACAUCCACAGUUUAUGGUGUUCUCUUCACAUCCUAAUGCUUCUUCUCCUCCACCUCAUCCUCCCAUGCCUUCUUCUCCAUCUCAGAGAGAUGAGAGUGACACAGUCUCAAACCUUCCUCACAAUACCUUAGGGGAGGGUUCUCAUCAGUCAAACACGCAGCCACCAACUUCUCAUCCCCGCCAGGUUUCUCCUUCGGCAUCUGAUUCAAACAGCAGGCCUGUUAAUCAAUCUUCCCCAAGUGAUCAAGAUAGAGCUGGACCAUCAGAACUCCAGUCAUUUUCGGAAUCACUAAAGUCUCGAUUAAACUGCUGUCUCCACGAGAUACAAAGAAUCGAUAUCAAAGAAUACAAGGAACUGGAAAGAUAGACUUUUUUCUCGCAACACUUCCAUGGCUGAUCUUGGCUCUGAGGUUAAAAGAGAGAGAGAGGAAGAUGUUGUCCAUUGUGAAAUUCUGAUAAUAUAUAUAUAUAUACAGAGUCGGAAGUCUCAAAAGUGUGGGAGCAUAGAAAGAAGGUUUAUUGAUAACAUAAAAGAGUUUUCUGAUU
Messenger RNA from Arabidopsis arenosa, 3005 nucleotides. The record is from the annotation of a GenBank genome assembly. NCBI's taxonomy places the organism in Eukaryota, Viridiplantae, Streptophyta, Magnoliopsida, Brassicales, Brassicaceae.